ACUGUGGAGGUAAACAUGGCGGCUGUCGGACCUCUAGGAAGAGUCGCUAGACUCGGCUCCAGCAUCUGCAGGAACCAUCGUUUAAUAUUUAACAGAAGCCCACAGAGACGAGGAAUAGCUUCAUGUAUCGACCCUGCUCAUGGACUCACAGAUGAACAGAAGGAGUUUCAAAAAGUGGCCUUUGACUUUGCAGCCAAUGAAAUGGCUCCACACAUGGCGGAGUGGGACCAGAAGGAAAUGUUUCCAGUAGAGACGAUGCGAAAGGCAGCCCAGUUGGGGUUUGGUGGGAUCUACGUUCAGCCGGAUGUCGGAGGGUCGGGUCUUUCUCGGCUGGACACGUCGGUCAUCUUUGAGGCCUUGUCCACAGGAUGUGUCAGCACCACAGCUUACAUCAGUAUCCACAACAUGUGUGCCUGGAUGAUCGACACCUUUGGCAACACUGAGCAGAGGGAGAAGUUCUGUCCCAAUCUCUGUUCGAUGGAAAAGUUUGCUUCCUAUUGUCUCACUGAACCAGGCAGCGGCAGUGAUGCUGCUUCACUUCUGACCACUGCACAGCUGAAAGGUGACCAUUACAUCUUGAAUGGUUCGAAGGCCUUCAUCAGUGGAGGAGGAGACACAGACGUCUAUGUUGUGAUGUGCAGAACAGGAGGCAGAGGACCAAAAGGCAUCUCUUGCUUGGUGGUGGAGAAAGGAACCCCAGGCCUCAGUUUUGGCAAAAAAGAAAAGAAGGUGGGUUGGAACUCCCAGCCAACCAGGGCGGUGAUAUUUGAGGAUUGUGCCGUUCCAGUGACCAACCGUCUUGGUGAGGAAGGACAAGGAUUCAGCAUCGCCAUGAAAGGCCUAAAUGGAGGCAGGAUUAAUAUUGCAUCCUGCUCUCUUGGGGCGGCUCAUGCCUGCGUACAGCUAGCGAGGGAUCAUCUGCUGGUACGCAAGCAGUUUGGAGAGACACUCUCCAACAACCAGUUUCUUCAGUUCAAACUGGCAGAAAUGGCCACCAAGUUGGUCGCGUCUCGCCUUCUGGUGCGUGAAGCUGCAACAGCACUGCAGGAGAACCGGCCUGAUGCCGUUUCUAUCUGCUCCAUGGCCAAGCUCUUUGCCACAGAUGAGUGCUUUGAUAUCUGCAACCAGGCUCUUCAGAUGCAUGGUGGGUAUGGUUACCUCAAAGACUACGCAGUGCAGCAGUUUGUCCGGGACAUUAGAGUGCAUCAGAUCCUAGAGGGCACAAAUGAGGUGAUGAGGAUGAUCAUUUCCCGAAAUCUGCUGACGGAGUCAUGAUAAAUCUUUUUCCCUGGAUCUUCAAGUCACUUCAGUAGUGACCAUAUUGUUAUGGUCGUCAUUUCUGGUUUGUUACUGUGUGACUGGUUUCCUGAAAUGUCCUCUGUAUCGUAGGUUUUCUAAAGGUGACAAAGGUCAUUGUAGGAUCUGGGCUAAACCAGUCAGUAAAAUGUAGGUUUUUCUAGUACAAUAUUGGGUCUUUUGUUUCAUUUUUCGCUACACUGGCAGCAAGGCUCUAGGGAUGGCAAUGUUGAUUCAUCAGUCUGUUGUGUAACACUGGUCCAGAGUGAAAUAUCUCAGUAACAAUUACAAGAAAAUUCAUGGUUUUAAGAGGAUGAAUCCAAAUGACAUUGGCAAUUCCCUGACUUUUAAUGUAGUGCCACCUGCAGGUCAAAAUUUCAACAUAUCCAACACUUUUUCUAACCUGGUAGAGCGUGCGCACCAUGUACAAGGCAGAGUCCUUACUGCAGCGGCUUGGGUUCGAAUCCACGCUGAUGAACGCUGACAAUCCCAGUCAAUCCCAGUCUGACAAUGUUCAGCUGAGUCAUAUCCUCGCCACUGUACAGAGGAACAAGACUAAGAGUUUACAGCCAUUCUUAGGCACAGCAGUGCUUUGAGUGAAAUGCUAACGUUGGCAUGCUAACAUGCUCACAAUGACAAUACGGUGUAGUCCCUCAUUUGUCCAGGAGUGUUCCAUCGUAGAAAAGGUUUCAGUCGUAGUCAUCUGGACACUGUUUUCAGAAUCAAGACUCAGAAAUUUAAGCUACUCUGUGUUUUCUCUGUGUAAUUUCUGAGUUCUCAGACCAUUUUCACAAUUGAGAAUGACUUCCGGAUGGGAGCCGAAACGUCUUGAUUCUGAAAACAGUGUCCAAAUGACUACGACUGAAACCUUUUCUACGAUCACGAUCGUGUCUAGCCUAUUAGCAUGCUAACAUUUGCUAAUUAGCACAAAACACAGCUGAGGCUGAUGGGAAUGUCAUUAGUAUUCCAGAUAUUUGGUCAUAAAACAAAGUGAAAAUUUGAACUGAUGGUGGUACUAGAGGAAAAGUUACGGGAUCACCAAAGUUAUUUCAGUUCAUCCUGAGAGGGGCAUGAACGUGUGUAACAAAUUUCAUGGAAAUCCAAUAGUUGUGAAAAUAAUUUCACUGAAAGCCAUAAAGAUCAACCUCAUGGUGGCGCUAGAGGAAAAAUCAGAGGAUCACCAAAGUCAGUGGGAUUUAGCCUCUGGGGACCAUGCACAUCUGUACAAAGUUUCAUGGCAAUCCCUCCAAUAGUUAUUGAGAUAGAUCAGUCUUGACCGACCAACCUAUCGACAUUGCCAUCCCUAGAGCCGUGCUGCUAAAAACCCCUCUUGAUUUUCAUAAUUACAUAGCAUAUUCUCUUGCACUGCCUCCAGCAGUGGUAAUAAUCUAGAAAUUGUUUUGAAAUUGAAAAAGUUUGAUUUUGAUUUUUCAUCCAAAAGUUUUGUUUCCUGUGAAGCUGCUAGUGUGUUUUCUAUAAAAAGCUGCUCUUUACAACAGUUUCACUCAAUUUGUGAAAAGAGUUUUGGAUUAUUUUUUCUCAUUGCUUGAAGGGAUUAAACACCAACUAUAGUGUUAAUAAAAGGGUGAGGUUUUUCUACUGUAUAUCACAUGCUGUCUCAGCACAUCUGUCCCUAAAGUGGCCUUUCAGAUGUUAUUUAUCUUCAUGGUUACUGUAUUAUUACCUUAUUGUGUGUUCUGUAUUAUGUAAAAUGGCUACAGAAAAACAUGCUGUGUUAUUAUUAUUAUUCACAUUUCUGUCAUUUUAUGAUCUGUUUCCACGAGUAAUCAUGUGUUUAUAGGUGAAGUGAUUAUAACUCAGUCAUGCUAAAAUCAAACACUCCAGAACACUUUAUUGAAAAAAUUGUCAACAAUCAAAACUGCAAUAAAAGUGCUACAUGUAGCCUUUCAGCAUCAAAA
Siniperca chuatsi (mandarin fish) is the source of this 3215-nucleotide messenger RNA. It is a transcript of the gene acad8, whose product is annotated as acyl-CoA dehydrogenase family, member 8. Lineage: Eukaryota; Metazoa; Chordata; Actinopteri; Centrarchiformes; Sinipercidae. The record is from RefSeq and is a predicted model, not a curated record. The transcript has 11 exons. Bases 16 to 1275 code for a protein of 419 amino acids. Gene Ontology annotation, biological process: lipid metabolic process. Gene Ontology annotation, molecular function: acyl-CoA dehydrogenase activity; flavin adenine dinucleotide binding.